This is a messenger RNA of Hipposideros armiger (great roundleaf bat), 1170 nucleotides long. It is a transcript of the gene C1QA, whose product is annotated as complement C1q A chain. The record is from RefSeq and is a predicted model, not a curated record. The transcript has 3 exons. Bases 254 to 988 code for a protein of 244 amino acids. Lineage: Eukaryota; Metazoa; Chordata; Mammalia; Chiroptera; Hipposideridae. Gene Ontology annotation, molecular function: protein binding.
GGGGCACUGAUCCAGGACCCAGAAUCAGGGAGUGAGGGGACCUUAACUCCUUGGACUUUGGGGGAAGCUAGGAGGUGGUGACACAGGCCCAUCAGCUCUAGCCAGAGUCCCAGAGUUCCUGGGUCCUGGCCCCACAAAACACAAGAAGCUGGGAAAAGACUGGGAGGUUCAGAGCCCUCUAGUAGAGGGGUCCACAGAGGGGACAGUGGGUGGCAGACAGCCUGAAAGGAGCGAAGUGUGUAAGGGUGGCAUCAUGAAUCCCAAGCGGUGGCUGGUGUUCUGUGCGCUGGCCGUGUCCCUGACCUCUACGGUGACCCAGAAUGUGUGCCGAGCACCGAAUGGGAAAGACGGGGCUGCAGGAACACCUGGCCGACCUGGGAGGGCAGGCCUCAAGGGGCAGCGAGGGGACCCAGGGGCCCCUGGCAUCCGGACAGGCAUCCGAGGCCUUAAAGGAGAUGAGGGGGACCCUGGGCCCCCUGGAAGCCCUGGUAAAAUGGGCUACCCAGGGCCCAGUGGCCCCUUGGGUGCCCGUGGCGUCCCAGGAUUGAAGGGCACCAAAGGCAACCCAGGAGACAUCAAUGACCAGCCGCGGCCAGCCUUCUCGGCGGUGAGGCGGAACCCGCCCACGGGCGGCAACGUGGUCAUCUUCGACGUGGUCAUCACCAAUGAGGAAGGCCGGUACCACAGCAACUCAGGCCGAUUUCUCUGUGGAGUGUCGGGCUACUACUACUUCACCUUCCAGGUGGUGUCCAAGUGGGACAUCUGUCUGUCCAUCAUGUACACCAGGAGGGGCCAGCCCCCGCGUUCCUUGGGCUUCUGUGACACCAACAGCAGGGGAACUUUCCAGGUGCUGUCUGGGAGCACGGUGGUCCAGCUCCAGCAAGGAGACCAGGUGUGGAUCGAAAAAGACCCCAUGAAGGGCCGCAUUUACCAGGGUUCAGAGGCGGACAGUGUCUUCAGCGGCUUCCUCAUCUUCCCGUCCUCCUGAACCAGGGAAGGACCCCGCUCCCAAGCGUGGCCUCCUCUGCUCCCUGCCGUGUGUGUGACAUGGCCCCGCUCACUCCACCUCUCUGUGUCUAUGCUCUGCUCUGUCAAGUGAGGAUGCUGUUGUUUUAGCCGAAGAGAGAUCAUUUCUUAGAACCCUUCCUGGAAUAAAUACCUGAGUCUGUC